UGAUCAGCAGACUCCUGGGGCGCGAUUCUGCUAGGAACAUGUCAGAUAUCUGCUGACGCAGCCUGCGCAAUCAACCAACAGCGUCAGUGUCAUAUGUGGAUAUGUCGAUGCGCGGUUCCUUUCCCUCAUACAACCCAUGGAUAUUCUCGCACAGGCCGAAGUGCAUGCGAAGCUCUCCCAUCUUGCUUGCUCAUAACCUACUAUUCUAGAGCAGUUGCCAUGCUAAGUGCAGCUUCGCGUGCGAUCUUGAUGCUCCGCAGGUCGUAUAUAGACGUUCAUGUUGACGUCCCGCCGCGAGUAUGCCACUCAGACCGGGGCCCGUGGUCGACUCUGCUUGCAGGAUUGUGGAAUCAUGUCCGGAGUACCUGUGUUGUCUGCGAACCUCGCGACUGCGGUGAUGGAAAGUCUCUUUUAUGGCAUCUUCCUCGUACUCUCCUUCUUUUCUAUGUACAUUCUUCAGUAUCGUCGCUCGCAGGUCUCCAGUCUACCGCCAAAUCCCAGGGCGACACGCAACAUGGUGUAUCUCACGCCAAUGUCCAUAGCUGCGGUGUGUCUCCUGAUCACGAACACGGCGCACUGGAUCAUCAUGGUAUACCGAUUAUUUCAGGCCUUCCUUUACUACGAAAAAGGAACACAGCCAGUCGAGUUCUACAAAGAUGCAUCGCAGCCGUCUGAAGUGACCCAAACAGCUGUGCUCAUGAUAUCCCUCAUUAUCGGUGAUGCGAUGAUCAUUUAUCGCUUGUGGAUCGUUUCGGGAUAUAAUUGGUAUAUCGCAAUAUUUCCGUCAUCCACCUUGGUUGGCUUGGCUGUGUGCACAGUCGGUUCGAUUUACGAGUUGACGAGAUCAAGAGCAGGCGGCGACAUCUUCUUUGCCCCUACUGGACAUUGGAUUACGGCAAAUUGCGUUUUCACGCUAUGUACGAACGUGUACAGCACUGCCAUGAUUGCCUGUAAAAUAUGGCACGCCAAUAAAGAAGCUAAGCGUUUUGGUGGAAGCAGUCUCAUGGGCGUUACAGGAAUUCUUGUCGAAAGUGCCGCUCUGUACACGGCCUGGACCAUCUUAUUCUUCGUGACCUACAGUAUCCAGUCAAAUCUACAGUCGACAUGCAGCGAGACAUACUGUGCCGUAGCCGGCAUAGCGUUCAUGCUCAUCAACGUUCGCGUCGGCAUGGGAUGGGCGCAGAGAGCUCAUGUAUCGCCAGUUGACAUGGAUGCCUCUCGAGAAGCCGCCCAGGAGUCAUUCGGUAUGACUCGGAGGGUUGCCAUCAACGUAACCCGAGUAGUACACACCGACGAUGGAACUGGAGGCCCGAUCAAGUUCAAAUCCUCCAGUAGCCUUGACUUACCAUAGACGAAUGCAUGAUAUCUCCGUUCCUUGUUUGCUCACCGUACCCUUGAC
Messenger RNA from Laetiporus sulphureus 93-53, 1399 nucleotides. RefSeq lists its product as uncharacterized. The transcript has 8 exons. The record is from RefSeq and is a predicted model, not a curated record. Bases 278 to 1351 code for a protein of 357 amino acids. NCBI's taxonomy places the organism in Eukaryota, Fungi, Basidiomycota, Agaricomycetes, Polyporales, Laetiporaceae.